Molecule: messenger RNA, 1988 nt
Organism: Labrus mixtus (cuckoo wrasse)
Lineage: Eukaryota; Metazoa; Chordata; Actinopteri; Labriformes; Labridae
Gene: ankrd54
Product: ankyrin repeat domain 54
Exons: 8
Coding region: 295-1269 (324 amino acids)
Molecular function (GO): protein binding
Source: RefSeq, a predicted model, not a curated record
GUCGCUGCUGUGGCGCUGCACUGAGAGGUUUUUUACUACUUGUGUCCGUUGAGAUGGAAAAUGUGAAAUCGGGGACAUUUUGGUGCUGAAAAAGAAGGCAGGGUUUGUUUAGCUGUUGAAUGUUUUAAAUUAUCCCGGGAUUGAAGGACCAUAAUGGGGGUGUUUAAGUGCUGACGUGCCGUGAGAUGGCCCCGGAUGUCGCUGGCGGAGCAGAUGAGAAAUAUUAAAGAGGACUUGGUUUCCUUUUAGCUUCGGCUGCAGGUUGUAAACAGCGUCCAUAUGUCACGGUGAAGCAUGGACGGGUGGAGCCCAAUCGUAGCAACCACCUCGGAUACGGAACGAUCCAGCUCCGAGGGGGAGUACAUGGUGGAGCCCGCACCCGGAGAGGAGACGCGGGAGGCGGCGGCGGACAGAGCAGGGCAGCGGGGUGAAGCGGAGGGUGCGAUGGAGGACGCAGGUUCGGCUGCGGUCGGGUUCGGGAUCAGUGGGACCGGGGAGGGUAAGGUGGUGUUGGGUCGGUUCGGACAGAGAGACGAUAAAGAGCUCAGGUACCUGCACCUGUUGUGGGAGCCCGGACGAGCCGAGCUGACCCCCGGGGGAGUGACGGGCAAGCCGGGGAAGAUGACAGGUAGCCGGGCCAAGAGGCACCACAGGACGGUGCGGAACCUCGGUCCUCUCGGGCAGGAUGUUUACGCGGUGAAAAGACUGAGGGAGGCGGCGAACAGCAACGACAUCGACACAGUUCGAAAGCUCCUGCAGGAUGACAUCGACCCCUGUGCUGCAGACGACAAGGGAAGGACGGCGCUGCAUUUCUCUUCCUGCAACGGCAACGAGGGCAUCGUGCAAUUGUUACUGAGUCACGGCGCCGACCCCAACCAGCGAGACAGUCUGGGAAAUACCCCCCUCCAUCUGGCGGCCUGCACCAACCACGUGCCUGUAAUCACCACGCUGCUGAGAGGAGGAGCUCGUGUGGACGCCCUGGACCGAGCAGGAAGGACCCCGAUGCAUCUCGCUCGCUCUAAGCUCAACAUCCUGCAGGAGGGAGACUCGCGCAGCUUAGAGACGCUGAGAGGGGAAGUCACACAGAUUAUUCAAAUGCUGAGGGAAUAUCUGAACUCGAUGGGGCAGAGUGAAGCUAAAGAGAGGCUGGAGCACAUUUCCACACAGCUGCAGCACACACGCACCAAAGAGCAAGUGGAUGAGGUGACCGAUUUGUUGGCGAGUUUCACGUCGCUCAGUCUACAGAAACAGAAUCUGGGUGACAGGUAGAAGUUAAGGUGUUUAGAGAGCUGAAGAGCAGAAACUGCAGCGCUAGCCUCGACCCAGAUAAGCAAUAUGACAAUAAUAUGAAGGUGAAUAUCGAUCUGCAGUAGCAUGAGACGGUCACAUUUCAAACCCUCGUCUUUUAGGGAAAACCCAUCAACAGGAGGCUAGCGGACAGAAGCUAACCCACAAGUGCAGCGUGGCCUCGGCUCUCUAUUGUGUGUGUGUGUGUGUGUGUGUGUGUGUGUGUGUGUGUGUGUGUGUGUGUGUGUGUGUGUGUGUGUGUGUGUGUGUGUGUGUGUGUGUGUGUGUGUGUGUGUGUGUGUGUGUGUGUGUGUGUGUGUGUGUGUGUGUGUGUGUGUGUGUGUGUGUGUGUGUGUGUGUGUGUGUGUGUGUGUGUGUGUGUGUGUGUGUGUGUGUGUGUGUGUGUGUGUGUGUGUGUGAGAGAGUCACAGCUUUGUGUUGACGUUUUUCACGUUUCGCCUGCCAACAUUAGCUUAUUUUGAAGAUGAUUUUGAGGCAUAUUUCUCAUUAAAGUAUUCACGUUUUCACAGUGCUCUUUAUUUCUAAUGGACAGCGUCUCUGUGUCAUGUUGCCUUUUCUCUUUGGAUUGCAUGUUUGGUUUUCUAUGUGAAAUGUGCUGUAAGACUUGAUUUUGCUGUUGAUGGAAAUUAAUACAUGUGAAUCAAUAAAAUCAACAUGUUUGGCAAAAAAAGGAAAAACAA